UCUAAAAGGCCUAUCAUAUGUACACUCUUCAAGACUAUAGCGUAUAGAAACGCAAGACAUCCUUAGAAAUGUUUGAGUGGUAAAGCUCGAGACAAAUCCGAUUACUGUUUUGUCAAACGGGGGGUUGUGUAUUUCCGAGAUGUUUUUAUUUAUUUUUUUAAUUGUAGGUGGGGCACAGUCGUAGUUUUAUCUGUCAAAUCUCUGGAGUGCUACAGAAUCGUAGACUGGCAUCGUAUUCCUGUCUUGGUUAAUUAUUUUUUUCUGCAGCGGUUUGGCAUCUGUGAUGAAGAAGAUGCUGUGCUUGAACAGUGUUAGUACUUGGUUUUUACAUCAGAGACGGAAUUUCCUUCAUUCUGUCAGACUAUGCUUUGUAUAUUGAGUUGGUGAGCUCCAGACGGACAAAGACGAGCUGCGGCUUUGAGGAAGGUAAAAAAAGCUGAAGACUACUUUUUGGGUUGACGUUAUAGUAAUAAGAGCUGAAAUGAAGUUACUGGAAAACUCGCGAUUUGAAGCAAUAAAUUCACAACUGACUACCGAGAUGGGGGAUGCUUAUAUCAUUGGCAGAAUUGAGAGUUAUUCAUGCAAGAUGGCAGGAGAUGAUAAGCACAUGUUCAAACAGUUCUGUCAGGAUGGGCAACCUCAUAUGCUGGAAGCACUUUCACCACCACAGACCAGUGGAAUCAGUCCCAGCAGAUUAAGUAAAAGUCAGGGUGGGGAAGAAGAAGGCCCUCUCAGUGACAAGUGCUGCAGAAAGACCCUGUUCUACCUCAUUGCUACUCUGAAUGAAUCUUUUCGACCAGAUUAUGAUUUUAGUGCAGCAAAAAGCCAUGAGUUCAGCCGAGAACCCAGCCUUAAUUGGGUGGUAAAUGCUGUGAAUACUAGUCUGUCCUCUGCUAUAGGAGAGGAGCUCAGUGUACUGAAGUCAGAGCUCUGGAAUGCCAUUGAUGAAGAGAUUAGCCUUUCAGACUGUGUCAUUUAUAGCUAUAAUCCAGAUCUGGAUUCUGAUCCUUUUGGAGAGGAAGGCAGCCUAUGGUCUUUUAAUUAUUUCUUCUACAAUAAGAAGCUGAAGCGUAUUGUUUUCUUCACUUGCCGCUCAAUCAGUGGGUACUUGUAUGCUUAUCCUGAACUAAGUGAAAUGGACAUGGAGUUGGCAGAGGAAAAUCAUGAUGAAGAGGAUGAUGAAAUGGACAAUAUAGAGGAAGAAAGGUUGGUAUUGAUGUUCUCAGCGGUCAUUCUUCCUCUAGUGUAUUACCUGAAGAAGCAUAAGUGGAGUGUGCUGAAAAGCAGGAAGAUUGCCUAUAGACCGCCUAAAUCAUCACAGUUCAAGCCACCAGUGUCACCCAUUGUACAGUCUUUUCAAAAUGAGGUUCUCAAGGAUUUACAUCUGCAUUUGAGCAAGUAUAAUAUGAUCAAGGAUAAUCUCAAUAAACAAGAAAGAUCAUGUGUUGAAGAUCUUAAGAAUCGUGACAUUCCCAUUUUGCCGGCAGAUAAGGGUGGGGCAGUGGUGGUUCAGAAUUGGGUAGAUUAUGAAGCAGAGGCAGAGCGACAACUAUUCAAUAAAUCUCAUUAUAAGGAAAUGUGUAUUGACCCAACCAGUAAGUUCAAACAAGAUAUUGAUACAUUUUUGGAUCUAGCAGAAGAGGAGGGUAUCAUUACUUGA
Protopterus annectens (West African lungfish) is the source of this 1660-nucleotide messenger RNA. It is a transcript of the gene MAF1, whose product is annotated as MAF1 homolog, negative regulator of RNA polymerase III. Gene Ontology annotation, molecular function: RNA polymerase III core binding. NCBI's taxonomy places the organism in Eukaryota, Metazoa, Chordata, Ceratodontiformes, Protopteridae. Gene Ontology annotation, biological process: negative regulation of transcription by RNA polymerase III. The coding region runs from base 482 to 1660 and encodes 392 amino acids. The record is from RefSeq and is a predicted model, not a curated record. Gene Ontology annotation, cellular component: nucleus. The transcript has 9 exons.